This is a messenger RNA of Ogataea parapolymorpha DL-1, 2985 nucleotides long. RefSeq names its product Glycine dehydrogenase [decarboxylating], mitochondrial. The record is from RefSeq and is a predicted model, not a curated record. Gene Ontology annotation, molecular function: glycine binding; pyridoxal phosphate binding; glycine dehydrogenase (decarboxylating) activity. The coding region runs from base 1 to 2985 and encodes 994 amino acids. NCBI's taxonomy places the organism in Eukaryota, Fungi, Ascomycota, Pichiomycetes, Pichiales, Pichiaceae. Gene Ontology annotation, cellular component: mitochondrion; glycine cleavage complex. Gene Ontology annotation, biological process: glycine decarboxylation via glycine cleavage system. The transcript has a single exon.
AUGUCUGUCUCGUCCAGGAUUGCGUUUUGUGGAUCGGUUCGACUGGUUUCGUCAAAAGCCUAUGCUCAGGGAUAUUAUCCCCCAAAUAAAGGAUUAGCGGAUCUGGAUACUUUUGCGCGCAGACACUUGGGUCCCAAGCCCCAAGAUGUUGAUCAGAUGCUUUCUGUGGUGAAAUGCUCAGACCUCGGUGAAUUUAUCAGCAAGGUUCUUCCGGAAAACGUUUUUGUCGGAAGACCUCUCAAGAUCAAGCCUGAACAGGGAUAUACUGAGACCCAGAUGCUGAACCGGUUGAGGGAAAUCGCGUCCAAGAACAAGUUAGUCAAAUCUUACAUUGGAAAGGGUUACUAUAACACUAUCCUUCCUGCUGUGAUCCAGCGGAAUUUGCUUGAAAACCCUGCUUGGUACACAUCCUACACUCCUUAUCAGCCCGAGGUUUCGCAAGGACGGCUAGAGAGUCUUUUAAAUUAUCAGACCAUUGUUUCGGAUCUCACUGGACUUCCAGUGGCAAACUCAUCUCUUCUUGAUGAGGCCACUGCAGCUGCGGAAGCCAUGAUUUUGUCCUACAACCAAUUGCGUGGAAAGAAAACCAAAUACUUUGUUGAUAAGAACACUCAUGAGCAAACCAUCGCCGUCUUGAAAACUAGAGCCUACACUUUGGGAAUUGAGCUUGUCAUUGAUGACCUGAGUAACGUUGAACCCGUCGCAGGUGAGCUGUGUGGUAUAUUAGUCUCUUAUCCUCAAACAGAUGGUACCAUCCCUUCUCCAGAAGACCUUGCCAAUAUCGCCGAAAUUGUGCAUAACAACAAAGGUUUGGUUGCAGUGGCCUCUGACCUAAUGGCUUUGACUCUUCUCAAACCUCCAUCUGAAUUUGGUGCUGAUAUCGCUUUGGGAUCCUCACAAAGAUUUGGCGUUCCUAUGGGUUUUGGAGGCCCUCAUGCGGCAUUUUUUGCUGUCACUGAAAAGUUGCAAAGAAAGAUUCCGGGAAGACUUGUGGGUGUCACAAAAGACAGGCUCGGUAAUCAGGCUCUUCGUUUGGCACUUCAGACUCGUGAGCAGCACAUCAAAAGAGAAAAGGCUACUUCUAACAUCUGCACUGCUCAGGCUUUACUUGCCAACAUUGCGGCCAACUACGUGGUUUAUCAUGGUUCCGAUGGUUUGAAGGCCAUUGCUAGUCGGAUUCACGGUCUUACACGCAUUCUUGCCGACCAAAUCACCAAACAUUCUCCACAUACCGUUCUCAAUGCCACUUACUUUGAUACGCUCUCUGUUCAAAUUGAGGGUACUGCAGAUGCAUUCGUUGCCAAGGCCUUAAAUGAGUAUAACAUCAACUUAUUCAAAGUCAACGAUAAACAGAUCCAAUUGUCUCUUGAUGAGUCUGUUACCAAAGACGACUUUUCCAAGCUCGUGGAAUUGUUCACUUCACAAACGACAAGUUUCGACAGCCUUCAAGGUCUUCCCGAAUUCCCUCGCCAGCUCUCCAGAACGGACAGGAUUCUCACCAACCCAGUCUUCAACACGCACAAUUCGGAAACAGCUAUGUUGCGCUAUCUAUACAAGCUACAGCAAAGGGAUAUUUCUCUUGCAUCUUCCAUGAUCUCUCUUGGCUCCUGUACCAUGAAGUUGAAUGCCACAACGGAAAUGAUUCCAAUCACGUGGGCUGAAUUUGCAAAUAUUCAUCCCUUUGUGCCUAGAGACCAGGCCAAAGGCUAUUUGGAAUUGAUCACAGAGCUUGAAGCUGAUCUAGCGGAUAUCACUGGGUUUGCUAAAACAACCCUUAUGCCUAACUCGGGUGCACAGGGAGAGUACACUGGUCUUACCGUCAUCAGAACUUAUCUAGAGAGCAUUGGCCAGGGCCACAGGAAUGUGGUCUUGAUUCCAGUCAGUGCCCACGGAACGAACCCAGCCUCCGCUGUUAUGGCAGGCCUCAAGGUGGUUCCAGUCAAAUGCCUAAGCAACGGGAACCUUGAUAUUCAGGAUCUCGAAGCUAAAACCACGAAGCACGCUUCCAACCUUGCUGCUAUUAUGAUUACGUACCCAUCGACAUAUGGAAUGUUCGAGCCUACAAUUAGGGAUGCUGUUCGCCUCGUCCAUGCUCAUGGAGGCCAGGUCUAUCUUGAUGGCGCAAACAUGAAUGCUCAAGUGGGAUUGACUUCUCCGGGAGACUUGGGAGCUGACGUUUGUCAUUUGAAUUUGCACAAGACUUUCGCUAUACCUCAUGGUGGGGGUGGUCCAGGUGUGGGGCCUAUUUGUGUUGCAGAGCACUUGAAGGACUUUCUUCCAAAACACCCUCUGUUUGCGUCCACCAACACUGCAUCGACUGCAAUUAACCCUGUUUCAGCUGCGCCAUUUGGGUCUGCCUCGAUUCUGCCCAUUUCCUACGCUUACAUAAAGAUGCUUGGAGCCCAAAACCUGCCUUACGCAUCUAGUUUGGCUAUUCUGAACGCCAAUUAUAUGAUGUACAGACUUCGCGACCACUACAAGAUCAUGUUCUUGGGUGAUGAGUCGGCACACCAUGAAAUCAAAUACUGCGCGCACGAGUUUAUCAUUGAUUUGAGACCAUUCAAGGAAUUUGGAAUCGAGGCCAUCGAUGUCGCCAAGCGUCUUCAGGAUUAUGGCUUCCAUGCUCCAACUAUGUCCUUCCCUAUUCCAGGAACUUUGAUGAUCGAGCCUACUGAGUCUGAGAACCUAGACGAGCUCAAUAGAUUCAUCGACUCGAUGAUUUCAAUACGUAAAGAGAUCGAGGAUGUCAAAAAUGGUGGCAGCGCCGCUCUACUGAAAAAUGCUCCUCAUUCGCUUAGAGACUUGUUGGAGACCAAUGAAAAAGAAUGGCAAACUAGAGGAUAUUCAAGACAGCAAGCUGGCUUUCCACUGCCAUUCUUGAAAGACUUCAAGACCUGGCCUUUCGUUGCACGUGUGGAUGACACUUAUGGAGACAUCAAUCUGAUGUGCACCUGUCCUUCAGUUGAGGAGGUUGCACAACAAUAA